Messenger RNA from Camellia sinensis, 2258 nucleotides. RefSeq lists its product as uncharacterized. The record is from RefSeq and is a predicted model, not a curated record. Lineage: Eukaryota; Viridiplantae; Streptophyta; Magnoliopsida; Ericales; Theaceae.
AGAAGUUUCAGUCAGUUCAUAACAGACAGCAGUGAGCAACGAAAGCGAAAAACAACCUCCCUCCCUCUCUCUCUCUCUCUCUCUCCUCACUUUCUCUCUCUACUCUUCGGUCCUAAAAACCAGAGAAAUGGACGCUGACGAGAGAUUGACGGCAUUGAAGAAGGCAUACGCCGAUAUAAUCUUGAAUACAGCGAAAGAGGCGGCGGCUCGGAUUAUGGUUUCGGCGAAAAACUUAGUUUCAGCAGGACUGAAUGUCACCAAACAACAGGGGCUUCAGAUGUUGCUUCGACUCAAACAAAUGUUGGAUUCUAAGGCCAAUGAAGCAGAGAUGACAUAUUUGAGUCAGCAGAGAAAGAUUGGAGAGCUUGAAGGACAACUUCGGGACGCUGAGGAUAGAAUCAAUGAAGCAGAGCUGACGACCUUGAGUCAACAGAGAAAGAUUGACGAGCUCGAAGCACAACUUCAUGAAGCUGAGGAUAUAGUCAAAGACCUCAGAGAAGAGUUGAGAGAAGUGCAGGCUCAACUGGAGAGGGUGAGAAGCAACAAGUUACAGCAUACUAGUGAAUGUGAUACAGCUACUCAGGAACAAACAUCACAGGAGAAUGGAUUCGAUACUUCUCAGUCUUUUAUAUUCCCUCCACCAGCAUCGCGACUUGAAUCUUUCACAACUUCUGACAUGAAGAAUUCAGCUUUCAGUCAAAAGAAUGAGGUUUACAAGUCCUACAAUGGGAAUGAUUUUCGUAAUGGGAAUUCUUAUAUUGGUAGACCUGAUCUUCCCUCUACAUCAGAGGAUAACAGACUAAAUACAUACCAGUCUAUUAUAUUGCCUCCUCCAGAAUCACAGCUUGAAUCUUUCACAGCUUCUGACAUGAAGAGUUCAACAUUCAAUAAAAAACAUGAGGUCUAUAAAUGCCAUAGUACAAAUGAUUUUCAUAUGGGGAAUUCCCAUGUUAGUAAACCUAAUCUCCCCUCCAUAAUACUGAGAAGCAAGGAACCUGAACUCUACAGAAAUCGACGCACUCAGAGAAUUCGUGCAUUCGAAGAGAAACUGAUGGCCGGAGAAUUGUCCUUUUCUCAAACAAUAGAUGAUGUGAAUUACGAAACAAGUAAUAGAGAAGAUGGUGAACGUGAAGGGAUCUGUAAGACACCAACUCACAAGGCUGAUAACAUUUGUAGUACAGAAAAGAAAAAUGUAGCGCAGGCUGAUAGCAGUUGGCACCAAGUUAAAGUCAAGUCUUUCCGAAAAAGGAGAAGAGCUACUGGAUAUACAAGAAACAAAACCCCCUCGUCUAGGUAUCUCUCCAAUCAGGUCCUGAAAAGGGUCCAAAAUUAUGAUGGCACAGAGGCAAAUUUUGUCAAUAACAAUGUUCAAUCCAGUGGAGACCCUUCUAACAUGGCCCCAAGAUUAUCAGCUGAUACAACAGAGAAUGGCACACUGUUGGGAUGUACGGAAAUUACUGAAAGCGAUGCAGAGUUUGUUGAAGUGGGUAGUGUCCAGAACACUAUGAACAAGGACGAGGUGUCAACAGAUAAAUUAUUGCUGAUGAGAUCAGAAAGUGGAUCUGCAGAGAGUUCAGGGGUUCCAAUUUGUGGAAUGGGCAUUGAGAAAGUGGAUGUGCCGGUAGUAAACUCAGAGACAAAGACACCUGGCACAUCCAGUGGGAUUCCUUACAAUCAUGUAGCUGAUAGGGUUAUCAAGUACACAUUCCAAAGGAAGCGGAAGAAAGAGUCUCUGAGCAGCUCUGAUGGGAAUGCCGCUCUUGAAGAGUGCAUUUUGAAGAAAAAGACAGCAGAUAAACAAAAUGGUUCACUGGAGAUGGAGAAGUCUAGCUCAAUAACUGAGUCAUCUCGAGACAGUCGGCGUCUAGCACAGGUUGCUCGUCAGCUUAUAUCUUUGUCUGAGAAAAAAUGGUGGCAGUAAAUCUGGUUGUUCAUGCAUCCAAAGGUGAGGGUGUUGAACUUGAGGGGAAAGAAAACAGUUCUUCACCAACAUCGAUGUGAAAGCAUUUUGUCAAAGAAUCCUGUCGAAUUGCCUGCUACUUUAUGAAGAUGAGAGAGUGUACAUCCUCGCGUUACUAAUUUUAUGGGCGUAAUUCCCAAUAAAUGGUUACAAUUAUUGUAUUUCUUGCAUCGUUCUAUUUUCAUUAGUACCAUAGGUUAUCAUCAACUUCUCUUUUCCUUUUUAGGCAAUGGUUUCAUCUUUGAUUUAGCAUAUUAAUAUAUAUAGCAAUUUACAUGUUUCAAUCUCAGUUUUCUUA